CGACUUUAUUGUGCGACAUCACGGAACGAACUAAUGCCGUUCGUGUGAAGUUAGCCAGCAAGCUACUGGUUGCUGUCAUUUUUGUGUGUGCAGCGCGUCAAACUGGACUGUUUCCUCAUCUCAAACUGGUCUCACCCACAGGAUGAUUGACACAGAGAGGGGAGCUGGUGAUGCUGGCACCGCAGAACCCAGCAGUAAGAACAAAGAGAUGGAAAAAAAGAAGCGGUCCCGCGUCAAACAGCUGCUGGGUGAUGUGAAGAAGCAAGUGGAGUUCUGGUUCGGAGAUGUGAACCUCCACAAGGACCGCUUUCUGAGAAAACUCAUUGAUGACUCAGAAGAUGGAUAUGUUGAUAUAUCCGUGUUGGCCGACUUCAAUCGAAUGAAGAAGCUGACAACUGACACCAAGCUGAUCGCGAGAGCACUGAAAAAUUCCUCUGUAGUUGAGGUUAACCUCGAAGGAAAUAAAGUGAGGCGUCAGCUUCCAAUUGGAGACAUACCAAAUAAUGUCGACAGCCGCACAGUCUAUGUGGAACUCUUGCCCAAGGACGUGACACACAGCUGGAUAGAGCGAGUGUUCACAAAAUGCGGGAAUGUGGUUUAUGUUAGCAUCCCCAGAUACAAGUCCUCCGGGGACUCCAAGGGUUUUGCCUUUGUUGAGUUUGAGAAUGAGGAAGACGCACAGAAAGCCAUAGAGAUGCUGAACAACCCUCCUGAAGAUGCUCCAAGGAAGCCAGGGAUUUUCCCCAAGACGAAAAGUAGGAAGCCCGUUCCCCUGCCAGGCGACAAUCCACCAUCAGGUGAAGAAGAGGAGAAGAAAAAGCGGAAGAAGAAGAAAAAGAAAGAAGCGCAGACCCCUGCCGAAGAAACCAAAGAGCAGGCGAUGGAAGCGGACCCGUCGGAGCAGAAGGCGAAGCGCUCAGCAACGGGAGAGUUUGAACCAGAGGUCGCGGUUGCUCAGAAGACACCCGGUAAACUGUCAGACAAAAAAAGACGUAGGUCACAGACAGCAGAGGGAUCUGAAAGUGAAGUACCAUCUAAGAUGAGAAAGACAAGUGAAAAUGACGCUGGAGAGAAGGAGAAAGAUCUAACAAAGACUAAUCCGCCGACUGAAAGCGUCACAGGAAGGGUUGUUGAGGAAGGGAAAGAAAACCGAGACGAUUCAACCGUGAAAGCAAAGAGGAAGAGAAAAAAGAAACACAAGGAGAAAUUGAAAAUCGAGGAGGAAGUCAUCCCACUCCGAGUCCUGUCAAAGAAAGAGUGGCUUCAGUUGAAGGAUGAGUAUCUGACCUUGCAGAAGCGCAGCAUGACAUCCCUGAAGAAGUGCAUUAAUAAGAUUGACCACAAGGAACACAAGAGUCUAAUGGAGACAGACAAUGAUCCGCAAGAUGGAAACAUUGAGAAGGGAAGCAAAAGUGAGAAGGCGACUAAACAAGGACCUCAGUUUACCAGUGGCGUCAUCAUGAAGAUUACAGACAACAAGCCGCUACCAGGGAGGAAGUUCAUCAAAGAUGCUCUGUGCACAAUAUCACCAGUGGCAUACAUCGACAUCUUGGAAGGAGAUGCCGAGGGUUACAUUCGCUUUCACACCCCGGAGGAAGCCAAAGCCGUUAGUGACGCGAGAGCAGAGCUACAGAAAGAGCACAGCUGGAAGCUUGAGAUUCUCUCAGGUGACAAUGAACAAAGGUACUGGCACAAGAUCCUAGUCGACCGCCAAGUGAAGCUGAAUCGUCCGAGGGAAAAGAAGCGAGGCACAGAGAAGCUCAUAUCCAAAGCCGAAAAAAUAAUCCUCGCCCGGGCCAGGGAGGCCACUAAGCACAUCCGUUUCCAAGAUGACUGAGAGCUGCUGAAGCUAGUUUUUGACAUGUUUAACUAUGUAGACUACGUGACUUGAAGGGGACCGUUGUUGGUAAUGCAUAAUCAGCUGGAAGAGAACUGAAUGCAGACCUGAACAAAUGUUAGAAUGUCCCCUUAUUUUUUUUUUGUUUGCACUGGAGCCCCCAAGAUAACAUGGAUUGCUGCUAUGCAUAUAGACAUUUUGGCAACAUUUUUUAAUUGACAGUCUUUUUUAAAAAAACCAACAUUCUGUAUAUAAUGUAAAUAUGAUAGUUCUCCCAGUCAAGUCGUGGCAUUACCUUUUUGAAGAUGUUUGCCUUUUUUGUUUUUUUUAAUAAAAUGUCAUUAUUUGAUCAUUA
Messenger RNA from Micropterus salmoides (largemouth bass), 2192 nucleotides. RefSeq names its product la-related protein 7-like. Gene Ontology annotation, cellular component: nucleus. The record is from RefSeq and is a predicted model, not a curated record. Gene Ontology annotation, molecular function: mRNA binding. Lineage: Eukaryota; Metazoa; Chordata; Actinopteri; Centrarchiformes; Centrarchidae. The coding region runs from base 143 to 1837 and encodes 564 amino acids. Gene Ontology annotation, biological process: RNA processing. The transcript has 13 exons.